AGUACUCUCCGAGACCCAUAAAGCAAUUAUUCUCGCUCUACACAUCCCAUCAAAAGCGAAAAUAAGAACAAAAAGAAGGCUCCUAUGCUGUUGUCAAUUUCUUUAUCCCAAAUGAUCGUCAAAUAUGGAGGGCGAUUCCAAUUCCCCGGCGACUGAACCCGAUUUUCCAGUGGCUUCCGGCGAAUUCCCUGUGGAUCUGUACAUCACCAAAAGGCCCAUACAUUUCGGCCCUUCAUAUCUAACUGUCACUGAUUUCAACGGCGAUCCGGUCUUCACCGUUCAUCACAAAUUUCGCAGCAAAACUCGCCUCUUGCUCGAUUCAUCAAAAAACCCCAUACUUUCCAUCCAUGAAAAUGGUUUAUUAUGUGAAGCUUUCCGAGUAAUUGACGGCGAGAAGAGAGAUAAGAUUUUCAGUGUCAAAAGAUCGGAAUUUUCUCGAUUUAAAACGGAAUUGGAGGUUUUUAUUGAGCCUGAAAAUAUUUAUGGAAAUUAUAAAAUUGACAAUAUUGGUGAUGACACAAUUUACUAUGAUAAUCAAGGGGAGGAAAUCUGCGAUUUAGUAGUAAAGGGCAGCCCUUAUCGAAGAUCAUGCAGCGUUUACAGGGGAUGCUCGAUAGUUGCUCAGAUGUGUCCCUUGCACAGGCUUCGAAGGAUUGUGGUGGGAAGGUUCAAGUUUCGGCUCACUCUUUUUCCUGGAGUUGAUCAAGCUCUAAUUUUGGCGUUAAUUGUAAUAUUCUUAAAAUAGUAUAAUUUAGGAUAACACAAGCGCACACACACCAUCUAGGGUUUCAGGCGACUGUAGACCGAGGUUUAAAAAUCAGAUCCGAUUUUUCCCGUUCAAACUGGAACAUAUGGUUGACAGGUCCGAGUCCCUCGGAAAUGGGGAUGGGAACAAUUCAUCCAGGGAUAAUGUUUUUAUGUGUUUUAAUGUUAUAAAGAAAAACUUUGCUUUCAUAUUGAUUUGGCAAGCUUCUUUAAAAAAAAUUAAAUAACCGGCACUGUUUUGGGCCUCAUUAAUCAAAA
This is a messenger RNA of Amborella trichopoda, 1023 nucleotides long. RefSeq names its product protein LURP-one-related 7. The record is from RefSeq and is a predicted model, not a curated record. NCBI's taxonomy places the organism in Eukaryota, Viridiplantae, Streptophyta, Magnoliopsida, Amborellales, Amborellaceae.